Molecule: messenger RNA, 1194 nt
Organism: Podospora bellae-mahoneyi
Lineage: Eukaryota; Fungi; Ascomycota; Sordariomycetes; Sordariales; Podosporaceae
Gene: CHA1
Product: catabolic L-serine/threonine dehydratase
Exons: 3
Coding region: 1-1194 (397 amino acids)
Biological process (GO): L-serine catabolic process; L-threonine catabolic process
Molecular function (GO): L-serine ammonia-lyase activity; pyridoxal phosphate binding; threonine deaminase activity
Source: RefSeq, a predicted model, not a curated record
AUGGAUUUCCCACGCCCCCUUUCCAUUCAUGCUCCCUUCCCCUAUCCGACAAACACCACCAAGACCACUCCCAUCGUCACCAUGGCCUCCAUUCCCACACCUGCGCCCUCUCCUCCCCCAUCCACCAAGGGCACCAACACCACCACCACCAACACCACCACCACCACAGCCCAAGACACCCUCCAGCCAUGGAUCGAAACCCCCCUCAUCUACUCGGCCCAAAUGUCCCGCAACGCCGGGUGCAAUAUCUACCUCAAGCUAGAGAACGUCCAACCCUCUGGGUCGUUCAAGUCCCGCGGAAUUGGCAACAUGAUGCUCGAAGCCUCCCAGUCCACCCCCCCAACAACAAAAACCCACUUCCUCUGCUCCUCCGGCGGCAACGCCGGCCUGGCCUGCGCAACCACCUCCCUCUCCCUCCCCAACAGCACCGCCACCAUCGUCGUCCCGCUCUCCACCUCCCCCUUCAUGGUCCAAAAGCUCAAAGACGCCGGCGCCCAAGUCGUACAGAAAGGUCAGUCCUGGAUCGAAGCCGACACUUUUCUCCGCGAGGAACUUCUCGCCAACGACACCCCCGGUGUGGAGAAUGUUUACGUCCCCCCGUUUGAUCACCCUGCCAUCUGGCGUGGGGCUUCUACCUUGAUUGAUGAGGUGGUUAGGCAAAUGCCAGAAGGACAAAAAAUGGAUGCGGUGGUUUGUAAUGUUGGAGGGGGCGGGUUGGCGAACGGUGUCUGCGAGGGCGUUUACAAGCAUGGGUUGGAGGAAGGGGUCAAGGUUGUGGCGCUUGAGACCGAGGGGGCGGAUUCGUUGUUUCAGAGCACGCUCAAGGGGGAGUUGGUCACGCUGGAGGGGAUUACGAGUUUGGCCACGAGCUUGGGCGCUAGGACGGUCAGUGAAAGGACGUGGGAGUGGUAUCGGCAGAUGAAGGGGGGGUUUGUCUCGGGGGUCGUGACGGAUAAGGAGGCUGCGGAGGCGUGUGUUAGGUUUUUGGAUGAGGGACGGGUGAUGGUGGAGUUGAGCUGUGGGGCGACGCUGGCGGGGGUGUAUAAGGAUCAGGGGAGGUGGUUGAGGGAGCAGGUUGGGAAGGGGGUGUCGGAUGAAGAGUGGAAGGGGAAGAACGUGGUUGUUGUUGUUUGUGGGGGGAGUAACGUGAGUUGGGAGAUUUUGGAGGGGUAUAAGAAGACUUUUGGGUUUUGA